AUGGCUCCUCGCCGCCUGUCCUCUUUGGUGGGCAGUACCAAGGAUGGACCGUUUGACUCGACUAUUGCGACCGAGACCCAACUGGCACAGCUGGGCUAUGAGCAAGAACUCAAACGCUCAUUCUCCCUUCUGGGCAUGGUGGGAUUCAGCUUUUCCAUCGUCACUUGCUGGACCGCCCUGGGAGGGACUUUGAUUGUGGGCAUCGUCGCUGGCGGUCCUCCCGUCAUGGUCUGGUCGUGGGUGGGCAUUUGUCUGCUCUCCCUGACCGUCGCCUACUCGUUUGCCGAAAUGUGCUCCGCCUAUCCCACUGCGGGCGGCCAGUACAGCUGGGUGGCUAUCCUCGCUCCGCCCAAAUACGCCCGUGGUGCCGCUUUUGUCACGGGGUGGUUCAUGUGUACGGGCAUCGUGGCCAUGGGCGCCGUCAACAACUUUCUCGGCGCAAACUUCAUCCUUGGAAUGGCCAAUCUGAACAAUCCAUCCUACACCAUCGAGCGUUGGCAUACCGUGCUGGUGACCUACCUGAUAGCAACACUCGCCGCCCUCUCGAACGUCUACCUCUCCCGCUGGCUCAAUCAGAUCUCUACCUUUGCCGUGGCGUGGAACAUUCUCAGCUUUUUUGUCGUCAUCAUCACCAUCCUGGCCGCCAACGAUCACAAACAGUCUGCCAGCUUUGUAUUUUCUGAUUUUCAGAAUCAGACCGGUUUCUCGUCGGGCGGCAUGGCUGUCAUGAUUGGUCUUUUACAGACAUUGUUUGGUAUGUGCUGCUACGAUGCUCCUAGCCACAUGAUCGAGGAAAUGCUCAACCCGGCAAAAGAAGCACCCCAGGCCAUCAUCCUCUCUGUAUACCUAGGUGCUGUGACCGGAUUCGUGUUCCUGAUCUCGGCGUUCUUCUGUAUCGGCGAUCUCGACGCUACGGCAACAACGCCGACAGGGGUGCCGCUGAUCCAGAUCUUCUUCGACAGCACAGGCAGCACUGGAGGGGCGACAACGCUCGCCUCCAUGAUCACUGUCAUCAUGCUCAUCUGCUCCAACUCGCUGAUGGCCGAGGGGUCGCGGGCACUCUGGGCAUUUUCACGCGACCACGGUCUGCCCUUCAGCAAGCUGUGGGCCCGCGUGAACAAGAGGUCUCAAGUCCCCGUGUACAGCGUGCUGCUGUGCGGUGUGCUCCAAGCCGGGCUGAACAGCAUCUACUACGCCUCCUUCGAGGGGUUCUCGACCGUCAUCUCCAUCGCCACCUUUGGCUUCUACCUCUCGUACGCAGCGCCGCUGUUCGUGCGGCUGUGGUCACUCGUCACACACGCCAACCCGGCCGCGACCACCAUCCGCGGCGGCGUCUACACCCUCGGCCGGUGGUCGCCCUACAUGAACCUAGCGGGCCUGCUGUUCCUGGUCUUUGCGGGCAUCGACUUCAACUUCCCCCAAGUCGGCCCCGUCACCGCCAGCAACAUGAACUACUGCAGCGCGGCCUUUGGCGUCAUCGGCCUCGUCAGCAUCGUCACCUGGCUCUUUGACGGGCGCGAGAACUUUACGGGACCCCAGACCCCGGGUAUCGUCAAUGCCAUUGACGCCGCCGCCGGUGGAGGUGACGACGACAAGGGAUUGACACCUGACAGAGUGGUGACUGGCGACGUUGAUGUGAAGGACACAAAGGAUGAGAAGCACGCCGUGACGGGUUCGCCCGGAGGGGGAAGCAAUGAAACGGUGACCGUCGGAGAUGUGGGCAAGAUCGCAUAA
Messenger RNA from Fonsecaea pedrosoi CBS 271.37, 1734 nucleotides. RefSeq lists its product as uncharacterized. Gene Ontology annotation, biological process: transmembrane transport. The record is from RefSeq and is a predicted model, not a curated record. The coding region runs from base 1 to 1734 and encodes 577 amino acids. Lineage: Eukaryota; Fungi; Ascomycota; Eurotiomycetes; Chaetothyriales; Herpotrichiellaceae. Gene Ontology annotation, molecular function: transmembrane transporter activity. Gene Ontology annotation, cellular component: membrane. The transcript has 5 exons.